GCUACCGGUGAGUUCUGCUUCAUUUCCACGGAUGAUAACACCCUUACGAUUGCGAGCUUCGCAUAUCCUCCAUAUUCGGCCCAGCGAGUCCAGCAGCGUUGUGCUUUUCGCACUUUGUCCUCCGUGCGCUUGCCGAAGCUUCGCAGAGGACGCUCGGAAGCAGGCUGCGGAGCCGCCUCAGCUAGCCGAGAUAUCUGGUCUGUUCGACUUCUGCUUUCGCCUUUCUCAAGUGGCCUUCGACGGCCUUCGACCUCCGACUCCGCUCCGACACCGUCUAGUAGGGCUUGAGCAAGGCUAAGCAUUCAGUCCUCAUCGGCUUGAAGAACGACGGUGACUGUCAGCUCCCCAGAUCGACGAGGCGCUGCCUUACGCGGUCAUUUGUAGCGAGGUAUGGAUGAUCGGGACGAGGGCAAGUGGCCGAAGGAGCACGAGCGGGACAGCGACCGGGCGGGAGCCUUCUCUGCAGAGCCUCGCACCACGUUCCCUUAUGACCACAGUCGGGAAGUUGAAGGCUCUCCCGUGCCGCUUGUCGCCAUGCAGGAUUUUGGGUCCUACGCUACACAAGGGGAACCUACACUCAACAUCUCCAUGCAUCCUGAGCCCCCUAGUACAAUUUCCUUGCAAGGCGACCCUCUGGCAUACAGUGAGUUGAAGCCCCCAUCAGUGGUGUCGAAAGAUGAGGUUGCCAGGAGAGGGUCCAGGGCCAGCGAGGAUGCUCGCUCCUCAAAUAUUGCUCCGACCCCUACCAAUAUAACGACAUCCGUCGGACACGGCGACCUUGAAAUCCCGUUCGUACAGGUCCAGAACUCUGAUGGGACAUGGAGCUGCGCUGUCGCUGGGUGUACGCGUUCCCGCCGCUAUGUGCGCCCCAGUGAUCUGGCCAAGCACCAGCGAGUUCAUGAUCCGAUGUAUAAACUGCAUUGUUCAUACUGCGACUUCAUUGCGAUGUUCCCGUCUCACAUGAGGGAGCACGUGGGAACCAAGCACUUCGGCAGAGUCUACAUUUGUCCGGCAGAGGGAUGUGGCGCGAGCUUCGGGAUGUAUGCCAACCUUGUAGGGACCGGACGGCAUAUGAGUAAGUAUCACCCAGAAGUAGCGAAGCCAACAGAAGCGACCUGCAGGCGCUAUUUACAUGAACCGGUAACCUCCAUGACGGAUGAGGGCUAUUAUAGUCUUGACAAAACCCCAGCCAGUACUGUAGCACCGGGAGACGACGUUGACAUUGAGGAAGAUCACCGAAGCAUAUAUUCAGACAACCGCCGGACCGGCCUUGAUGCCAGCACGACAAAUAAGCUCAUCCGGGCCUUUUCAGACGAAGUGUCCCAAGAUCUUGGUCCUGAUUUGGAAGCAGAGGACGUGUCUGAAGCUCUUCCCGAACUCCUCUAUAUUCUGUCCAAACUGCUCCAGUGCGACAGAAAUGCUCCCGCCGAGCUUGCCAGCACUUUCGUUAGACAGCAACGAGAUAAUAUCGCUCCUCGAGUCAUCGUACGAGCGGAAGCGGAAGCACGAGAGUCCUACUCUACCAUCAAAGCCUUUGACGUUGACUCCUGGAUAAGUGGAGUAGGAGGUACCAAGGACGAACCAGGCGAGCGACCUGCUGACGAAGCCGAUGUGAACGAUCUUAGCGACGAAGUGAUCUCGGAGGUGACAUUUCCGGAACAAGUAGAAGCCGUUCGAAACUACGUCCGGAAGAGCGCAGGUUACAGAUGGCUCCUUGUCAGAACACGCUUGGCUGCAAGCAUGAUGCAGACUGGGUCCGAGUUUCAAGACCUGGAGCGAGAGCUUGUGGGACUUUGUGUCAGCCAUGGCCCUUCGCUAAAGAUUCGGCUUGGUUGGUCUCCGACCGGCUUCAUUCGAAACCAGUACUCGCAAACUGCCGAGAUCAGCAUAGCCACGGCCAUCAGCUACAACGGUUUUGGAGAGACUCUGGAGGCGCUAGAAGUCACAAAGUAUGUGAAGAGAAUGUGGCCUACAUAUGGCGAUUUUGUUCUGGCUUGCGUCGACAAUGCAGUUUACGGCAACCAUGAAAAGCAGAAUGAUAUGUCAGUCAAUUUGAGCCAAGCUGCCGAUGGUAUGGGCUCUUUGAUACUCACCACAAUAGAAGAUGAGCUUCUUGCAGAAGUCGACGGUGAUCCUGUGGCUGUUUUCGAGAUGAUCGCAAUUCUCGCCUGGCUGGGCGCGGCAUGUCGCUUGCCAACCCAUUUGGCCGGCCCGAGUUAUUGCACUAUCAGCCUUGUUCCGCCUAGCGAUGAGUGCGCUUUUCAUCAGAUUCGAUACCACGAGCAUGCAUUGUCCGAAACCGGUACGGCCGCAAGCGAUGAAGGGGCGAGUCAUGGCAUCGUCGACCAGAGCUACCCAUCCACACAAGACGAGCCGAGAAGUCCCGAUUCACAUACUUCUGCGCACGCGAAUGAUUGUUGGCUUGCAAUGAUCAAGAAUCCAUCGAUCGUUAAAGGCUUCCCAAUAGCUCGACGUUACAACUCAGAGAAAGGCAUGGAGACGUCGCUUGAUAUCAUGAUAGCACUCUCACGAGCGCGUUGGGCAACCAUUUUUGAUGGCAUGACUGUCUUGAGAGGAUUCUGUACGUUACUGGUCGCUGUCCAGAUGCAUUGUGAUUCUGUGUUCUGGCACUAUGUGCUGUCCGGAGACUUGCAACCUCUUCUUUACUCGGAGGCUCACAAGUACUGCCAGCCAGAUCGGCAUGCAGUAGCACCUAGCGAACUCCAAGGGCUUCGACAUUUUAUUGGAUGGACGCCAGUCGCGUAUAGCCGGAUAGGCACACGGGACGCGAUCCAUUCGAUAUACGAUGUGAACUACACGGGUGAUGACAAUCUCACUAAACCUGGUUACGCACUCGAUGGUGUCACGGUGGGAUUUAGCCACUAUGUAACUGGGUCUAGUAAGAUCAGUGUUGGGAACCGGGACACCCCGCUCACCUACUCACUGGCCAGAGAAUAUGAAAUGCAGGUUGAUCAUGCUGCAAACCUUUUCGUGAUCUUCUACGAUUGUGAAGCACGAAGGGCGUGGAUGCUUGACGGACGAGAAGCUCUUCUCUACUUGAGUCGCGGAUUCUUGUCCUCGCCACAUGCGCUUCCGCGCCGCAACGGUUUCUCGGAGCGUGUGGUGGACCAGUUCAUCCACCGUGAUCACAUGAUAGAGGGUCGUAGAACGGCGCGGGAGAUUCUGCUCCAGAAGCAGAACCGAGAAAUCAAGAUUUACGAAGGCUUUACAUUCGAGCAGCUUGUGUCUCGCUUUUACGAGACCAUCUGGCAGAUGCGCAGCCAUGUGCCGAAGCUGCAAGCUGCUCAAAGGGUGAAUACUACCGAUCUGAAGAAGAAGUUCAUGCAUGCUCUUGAAGGCUUUGGCUUUGCAGACACAGUGUCGUUGAACUUCCCCGUGCGCUCUCGGUACGCUAGGUUGGGCCGGUCAGGCAAGGAAUGGUGCCGCUUCGUGAAUACUACAGGCACGGUCAACAUUCUAGGCAAAGGCUUUGGCCAAAUACUGGGAUCUCUGGACAACUGUCGACGUUGCAAAGAGCUCCCGGGAGGUCCGGACUUUCUCGCCACGUUUGCAUCAUUGCUUGAGGAUAUUGCACGUCAAUGCGAAGGAGUCACUGCAGCUCAUCUUAAGCUCAUGCAGAACCUCUACUGGAACCGGCCGAAUGAACACUUCGCGACCACAGCGUGCGGGUGCACGCAGCUUGGUGCCAGAUGUGGUGAAGCUAUCCUUGAGCUCCAUGCGAUCCCAGCAACAACGAGGUCGAAGUUUCAGCCCGGUCUUCAUCAUAUGCACGCUGAUGCUGCCGUCAUCAUCGGCCGAAAGUGCGAUAUAUGCACACGCACAGCAUCGGCACCUGGAAACAGCACUGAGAGGUACAAUGACACAGCGCAUGGCGGCACCACACCUGAUAGCGGGAUCGGAUCUUCGCAGGGUUCCGUAAGCACUCCGACCCCGAGUAUGUCGGAUCCCAAGUCCGUCGCUCUGAGCGUAAGCUGCUCGCGCUCGGGUCGUGACAGCACGAAUGACUUUGAUGCUCAGGUUGGGGAGAAAGAUACGACGAGAUCUGACACCUUGGAGCAGCAGCUUUCAGGAGGAUUGCAGCCAAGUACGACUGAUACGCGCAGCUACCGGCAACCUUCGCUCGACAUUGAGAGUGCUCUCACCCAGGUCUCGCUGGAUGAUCUCCAGACAGAGCUUGAACGGAGAAAGGCCGUUCAGGAAUGCACCGCGCAUUAUCGCUGGGCAGCGAUGGCGCAAGAUGCGAGCAACGCUUUACGAUCAAAUGUUGCAAGUAACUCUGCAGAGGAGAUGCAUAGUGAGCGAAAAAGGAAAAGAGUCCUGUCUCCAACGCCCAAUUAGACUGUCGUGAUGAGGAUGGAGCGGGCAAUCACGGUCUGCUCGCCACUCAGCUGCGCUAGAGCUCAGCGGAAUGUGUGGUAACGACAAGGCGUCCGUGUGGCAUUAGGUUGUCGAUACGUAAGACAUAGAGCUGCAAUCAUCGAGGAAUUUGAUUCGGUGGGCAUGUCCUGGAACGUAGCGCGAGUCAAUUGUAUCCUGAUAAUGUUCACGGCCA
Messenger RNA from Baudoinia panamericana UAMH 10762, 4573 nucleotides. RefSeq lists its product as uncharacterized. Lineage: Eukaryota; Fungi; Ascomycota; Dothideomycetes; Mycosphaerellales; Teratosphaeriaceae. The record is from RefSeq and is a predicted model, not a curated record. The coding region runs from base 391 to 4359 and encodes 1322 amino acids. The transcript has 5 exons.